Molecule: messenger RNA, 1472 nt
Organism: Myxozyma melibiosi
Lineage: Eukaryota; Fungi; Ascomycota; Lipomycetes; Lipomycetales; Lipomycetaceae
Exons: 2
Coding region: 290-1372 (360 amino acids)
Source: RefSeq, a predicted model, not a curated record
CCCGAGGCCGAGCGCGCGCCACUCUUGGUUCUUCUGCUCUUUUUCAUCACCGACAACCAAACAAUCUUCUUCACAAAGUCGAGAUCCGCUGCGCCGAUGUCCAGAGUCGCGAUAUAGACCGUCGAGCACCGCCUCAUACUCAGCAACGACAGCAAACGCGAGUUCUGAACCGAGUCAAAUGAGCAUACCCGCCUCUGUCUGAUCUCAAGUUACUCUCGCUCUCUCUCGGCCUCUCAUCAGCAAAGUGAAGAUCGUCGCGGGCUGGCCUGGCUCUUGUCGCUGAAUUCGAAUGCGCAUACUUCCCCGGACGCUGCUGGCUCUGCUUGCUGCUCUCGUCCUUGUCGCAGAUGCGCAGCCGCGUGUUCUGGUCCGCGCAGACAGCUCGCGUACGGCGACCGCAACCAGCAGCAGUAGAAGCAGCAGCAGCAGUAGUAUCAGCAGCAGCAGUUCACAGUCGUCGUCUGCGCUGCCGUCUGCAAUUACCGAAGGCAGCUCACUAGGUUUCUCUGCUACAUACACAACCUCAUUCACAUCGUCAUCUUCAUCGUUAUCAUCCACAGCAGCAUCAUCAUCCUCGAGUAUACUACCACGUGCGUUCGACUAUCCGCUCGGCAAAAACUUUACACAGUCCUCGUGUCCCGAUUUCUUUGACGAGUUCCUGGCCGACGACGACUUUAUCGACUGCUACCCUUUUUCGUUUUUACUCCAGAACUCAAACUCGUUCUUCAACACAAUCAAAGACGGCGCCUACGCGCUCUCCAACGCCUUCGACCGCAUCUGCUCCGUCAAUGCCACGAAAUGCCUCGCGACCAUGAACGCCUACGGCGCGCGCCUGACCACGAGCGCCGCCUGCCUCGACGACUACGAGCUGCAGAACCCGCUCGCGACGGCAGCAUACAACGGCUUCACCGCGUACGAGGUCAUGUACUCCGCCGGCUGCCUGUCAUCCACCGACUCGGGCGCGUACUGCUUCGUCGACGCGCAGGAAAACUCGAGCGCGCUCGCGGAUUCGUAUCUGUAUUACCUCCCGCUCGACGUCAGCCUGCCAAACUCGUCGGCGCCAACCUGCUCCCGCUGCGCGAGCGACAUCCUCGCCAUCUUCUACAGCAGCGCGGGAAACACUUCGCUUGCGCUGUCGCGCACCUACGCGGCUGCCGCGGACGCCGUCGACGACGACUGCGGGGCUAAUUUUGCAGACAAGGAUGUCGCGUACUUUACCCCCUCGGCGGCGGCGGCGGGCGCGGCCGCGAGCGCGUCGAGCUCGGCGUCGUCGUCUGCUGCGGGGGUGGGUGGGGUUACUGCUGCGAGAAGCGCGAGCGUUGUCGCGGCGGUGGUGGUGGGUGUGAUGGUCGUUGCGGGGUUGGGAUUAUAGGAUUACAUGUAGAUUUACGUAUGUACGAAGAGAGAGGGAGAAGAUGAGAAGUAAUGGGUUAAUGAAAAGCCAGCUGGGGUUCAAGGAGUUUUCUGUCUGC